AUGUCAGGGAGCGAUCAGCCACAGGACCUGGUGCUCAUCAAAGAGCUGGAGUUCAUCUUGGAUUCCUGCACACUGGAGCUCAUGCCAGUGGACGAGGUUUGGCCCAACCUCUACAUAGGAAACGUGGCCAUUGCACAGAACAGAAGUGCGUUACGUAAGCUUGGGAUCACUCAUGUCCUGAACGCAGCUCACUCCAAGCAGGGCAGCAUUGGUGACCAGAGUUUUUAUGGAAGUGCCUGUGUGUACUGCGGCAUCCCUGCAGAGGAUUCAGAUCACUUUGACCUCAGUCAGUUCUUCAAACCAGCUGCUGACUUCAUACACAAGGCAUUGAAGAGCAAAGAUGGAAAAGUGUUGGUGCACUGCAUCAUGGGUAUGAGUCGCUCAGCCACGUUGGUCCUGGUGUACUUGAUGCUGCGGCAGCGCCUCUCUCUCUCUGAUGCUGUGAAGCAUGUGAUCCAAAAACGAGCCAUUUAUCCCAACCGGAACUUCCUGUCCCUCCUCCUCAAGCUUGAUGCCCAGCUGGCACACAAGAGGCGGCUGUGUCCUCUCCUCUGA
This is a messenger RNA of Myripristis murdjan (pinecone soldierfish), 555 nucleotides long. Its product is annotated as dual specificity protein phosphatase 13-like. The transcript has 3 exons. Lineage: Eukaryota; Metazoa; Chordata; Actinopteri; Holocentriformes; Holocentridae. The record is from RefSeq and is a predicted model, not a curated record. Gene Ontology annotation, biological process: protein dephosphorylation; negative regulation of MAPK cascade. Bases 1 to 555 code for a protein of 184 amino acids. Gene Ontology annotation, cellular component: cytoplasm. Gene Ontology annotation, molecular function: protein tyrosine/serine/threonine phosphatase activity; MAP kinase phosphatase activity.